This is a messenger RNA of Sus scrofa (pig), 4655 nucleotides long. NCBI's taxonomy places the organism in Eukaryota, Metazoa, Chordata, Mammalia, Artiodactyla, Suidae. The record is from RefSeq and is a predicted model, not a curated record.
GAUGCACUUGUGAAUCAUACUUCUAAUGAUCGGUUUUAGGCGUAUUGUUAUAUUAUUUCUUUCAGCUUAUAGGAGUUUAUUUUUGCUUUUAGAAGAAAUGUUAAAGUUGCAUUUUUAGUCAUGUUGCAGUUGUAUAUUAGGCUUAUAAAAAGGGAAGACUUUAAGAUGUCUGGUUCAUUGACUGUAGAGUUAUCACAGCAUUUUAAUUCUGGGAUAGCUUUGAAUUUUGAACAGCAACGGACCUGAAACGCCAGUAAAUUUCUUCCCAUUAAAAAAUUGCAUCUGGUGCACCGUAGGAGCUGUAUUAGCCGUUGUUUCCUGCGGUUCAUGCAAAUAAAUGUUGAAGUCCUAAGGUUUCCUGCACUGACGGUUGUACUUUGGUAUUGAAAAUGUGGGUGUGCUUAAGUGCCUUGAGGCUGAUCAGGUGAGGUCCCGAUUAUCAGAACCAAAGUAGGUUAGAUUUUGAAGAGGACUUUAACUUUGAAAAAUUAAGUACAGACUGUGCCUUGUUUUGUCUUUUUCAAUGAACCACUUAAAAAUUCUCAACUUUGUUUGAUUAAGUUGUCUGUUAAACACUUGCUUGGGAGAGUGUUUACUUUCUGAAUUGGCAGGAUCCAAGUUAGACCAAGUAUUAAAUCUCUCAGCUGUCUACUUACUUAGACUUGAAAAUUAAAAGCACUCUGAUGCAAAGAGAAACACAAGUGGCCAGGUUUCACUAUGAUUUCUUUGGAAUAUUUCUGAGUUUCAGGAAAGCUAACAUCUUUAAAAGGCCUUUUGUUGUUGUCGUUUGCAUGUGCAGAGAAUGAAGUCGUUAGGAGCCUUUUGCUGAGCACAGAUGUCGGGCCCCAGGAGUAACCCUUAGCACCCCUCCCGUGGCCUUUCCGGCCCCGGGUCUGGAUGCCUGGUUCGGUGGACUCCGUAGACCUCACGCUGCGUGCCUUCUUCGUCAGCGUGGGUUACUGAGUGUGCUUUAUUUAACAUGUUUGAAGCUGGACUUUUUAAACCCGGAGGUGCAGAAAGUCAUUAUCGGGCCAUGCGUCCAGCUUUAGUUGUUGGGCUAGUCCUUAUUGAUUCCCCAGUUGCGUCAGUCAUGUGUGGGGAGAGAGCACAGCAGCAGCUCUUGGGGAGCCGUACUCAGAGCUUUCCUUGUUGAGGUUCCUCAGUGCUGAACUAACAAGAGGGUACUUCCUUGAACAUAACGAGGCCAAGUAUACAGAAAGAAGAGAAAGAGUAUACACUUGUUUGCGAAUACCAAGAGAAUUGGAAAAGCUCAUGUUUUUUGGAAUCUUCCUGUGCCUGGAUGCAUUUCUGUAUGUGUUCACCUUGCUUCCUUUAAGAAUUUUCCUGGCGCUGUUCAGGCUUUUCACGCUGCCUUGCUAUGGCUUAAGGGACAGACGUCUGCUUCAGCCGGCCCAGGUGUGUGACAUCUUGAAGGGCGUCAUUUUGGUGAUGUGCUACUUCAUGAUGCACUAUGUGGACUACUCCAUGAUGUACCACCUGAUCAGGGGGCAGUCCGUCAUCAAGCUCUACAUCAUCUACAACAUGCUCGAGGUAGCAGAUCGUCUGUUUUCAUCAUUUGGGCAAGAUAUACUAGAUGCUCUGUACUGGACGGCGACGGAGCCCAAAGAAAGAAAAAGAGCCCACAUCGGGGUGAUUCCCCACUUUUUCAUGGCUGUUCUCUAUGUCUUUUUGCAUGCCAUCCUGAUCAUGGUUCAGGCGACGACUCUCAACGUAGCUUUCAAUUCGCACAACAAGUCCCUGCUUACCAUCAUGAUGUCUAAUAAUUUUGUUGAAAUUAAAGGAAGUGUUUUCAAGAAGUUUGAGAAGAACAAUCUCUUUCAAAUGUCGAAUAGUGAUAUUAAGGAACGAUUCACAAAUUAUGUGCUUUUGCUAAUCGUGUGUCUAAGAAACAUGGAGCAGUUUUCUUGGAAUCCAGAUCAUCUCUGGGUAUUGUUUCCAGAUGUCUGUAUGGUGAUUGCAUCAGAAAUUGCUGUGGAUAUUGUAAAACAUGCCUUUAUCACAAAAUUCAAUGACAUUACUGCAGAUGUCUACAGUGAAUACAGAGCCAGCCUUGCUUUUGACCUUGUUAGCAGUCGACAGAAAAAUGCAUAUACUGAUUACAGUGACUCCGUGGCACGGAGGAUGGGGUUUAUUCCUCUCCCACUAGCUGUUUUACUCAUCAGAGUUGUAACAAGUUCAAUUAAAGUGCAAGGAAUCCUGUCUUAUGCCUGUGUCAUACUCUUCUAUUUUGGGUUGAUAUCCCUGAAAAUUCUUAACAGCAUUGUCCUGUUGGGAAAAUCAUGCCAAUAUGUGAAGGAAGCCAAAAUGGAAGAAAAGUUGUUUAACCCACCCCCAGCCAGCGCUCCCGGCAAACCGUCCAGUAAAUCACAGAGUAAGAGUAAAUCCUCUCAAGAAGAAAGCCUGUCUGCUUCCGUCACCAGCCAGCCAAGUCAUCAAAAGGAAAACGUCUUACCUCUGCUUGUGACAAGCACCUCUGAUCAGUUUCUGACAACUCCAGAUGGUGAUGAGAAGGACGUAACACAGGAAAACUCUGAGUUAAAACACAGAUCCUCAAAGAAAGAUUUGUUAGAAAUAGACAGGUUCACAAUUUGUGGAAACCGAAUUGACUGAGUUCUAUGGCUCCGUGUGCCAAAGACGCAGAGUCCCGGGCGGCAGGUGCUACGCUACCAGGGCGGACAGACGCUGAAAAUGGCACUUAAAUAUUUAUUUAAAGACUUAAAUUAUUAAUGGAAAGCAAAUUUUAGUGUCCUUCUGCUAGCGAUGUGGUCUGGCUGAAGGUCAGGUCCUGUGAGUCCACCAGCCGGGACCUCCAGUCUUGACUCUCGGGAAAACCUGAUGGAUUCGGAAGAGUUCCUCCCACUGGCCACGCCGCAGAGUCGCUGUGGGCGCGCCGGGAGCACCACCACCAUCACUGGGCUUUGUCAGUCUGCUUCCAGAACGUGGGAUUCUGCCGUGAGUCCUCUUAAGCAUAAGGAUCCACCUGGGAAACUGUGAAGCUCUUACCACGACGCUCCCUUUCCAGCCUCAUUCUGUUCCCACAGUUUUCAAACGCCACUUCAUCUGCCAAAGCAUUAAAAAAAACAAUUAAGUCAAAAUAAAUGUUCUUACCACCAGAAUAAUCUUUGAAGAUGUAUCUGAAUUAAUCAGAAUAAAAGGCUACCUUAAAAAAGACAUGAUGAACAGUAGCAUUUUAUAGGAAAAAAAAAACCUAAGCCAGUUUAUUUAAAAAAUAUUAAUUAAUGAAGGUUAUGCGUCACUGAGAAAACGUUUCAUAUUUUUCAGUUCACUCUUUACGGCAAAACAUGAGCUGUGUGUUGUUUAAUUGCAGUGGGUAAGAUAGAAAUCCCCGUACAGAAAAGCACUUUUUAUACUGAAAAAGCAGAGCAGUGUUAUCUUUUCGUUAACUGGUUUCACUUUAAAACUAGUGGCUUCACAAAUUGCUACCGUUAAAAGGAUUUGGUGUUGAACGGGCUUAAAGAAAUGUCAACGCACAAAAUUCAGAAGUGUCGACUUGAACUGGGUUUUCCAAGUAACAGUCUUAAGUCAAUGUUCCAAGUGGCUGGGGCAUCGUCUUGCUUGGGCUUACAGAAUGCACUAAUCUCUGUCUGUCUGUCUGUCUGUCUGCCUGCCGGCGCCUGGGGCGGGUGUCUCUGUUGUGUGGAAGGGGGUCUGUGUGGGGCGUGUGGCUGGUGGGGGGGUGGGGGGGGUGCCUCCGGGGAAAGGAAACGGGCCUUGGGAGCGUGUGGGUGACUGUCAGGGUGUGGGCAGGUGUUCGUGUAUGGAUGUUGGGAAUAGCAGCCAAAAGGUGCUUUUGGUUUUGUUUGAGAUCAGGAUUCCAUUUCUGCUGAAUUUCUGGUUUGUAGCCUGCACCACAGGACAGGUGAUUCUCCACCACGUUUUAUCUUGAGAAACCUUUCUGCAUUUUUAUACAAAUUUUACAGCCUCUCAUUUCAAAAUGUCCAGAUGUUACUGUUGACUCUUACUUCCGUUGUUGUUUUCAUUGUCAAGUUCAGCUCUAGUGCUGAUAAUUUCCAGCAUGUGAUAUGCCGAAGGUACAUUUUGGGUGAUUUGUCUAUAUCCCGGGUGAAAUGUAUAGCGAGCAUAAUGCUUUGGCCUGUUCUCCUGAAAACAAAAGUGAAUUUUAAUGUUUUGCAUUAAAGCUAAAGAAAUCGGAAGUGUCAUGUUCACAUAGGGGGAAAGAGGAAAUUGUACAAAAUGCCUUUGUGAAACCAGGAAGUAGUUUAAGUUAAAAAAGAAAGACCUAAAUUGUUUUGUGUGUGUUUCAAUGAAGCCCCAUUUAGAAUCAUUCUUUUUUCCAUCUUUACCACUUUAAGGAACAGUGUCCACAAUGAAUGGGAAUCGUUUGGGGAAAACUUUGCCAAACAUAGCCCUGAUCCGAGCAAGAAUAUGAUUUGGGUCUAUCUUUCAGUUCAGCUUGAAUUGCUCUGUUAUUGUGCUGUCAUUUUUGGAAGAUCUCUCUCUCUUUUUUUUUUUUUUUUUUUUUUUUUUUGCAGAAUGCAUUGGGAGUUUGGAAUGAUGUUCAUUUCUUCUGUUAAAGUGGCAUUCAGUACUAAUUUUUUAAGUGCAUCUUGUGUGAAACUCAAUAAAUUCAAUUUUAUAAUCUUUUUUAAAAA